GAAGAACGAGGUGUGCGGAGCCACACGGGGAGGAGGGAGGGUGUGCCAUCGCGGGGAGAGCUGCUCCUCCACACCAGACGCUGACAUCCCUCCAAGCUGGAGGAGCGAGGAGGACCUGCUCUCCUCUCUGCGGAAACCCGGAUAAUUGCGCACCUCGGCUGGGAAGAUGGUGGUGCUGCUGCCAGCGGUUCUUCUUUGCACUGUGAGCGUCCUCGGCGGAGCAUCAGCCGCCUCUCACUAUAACUGCAACGGUCCUCUGCUGUCGGGCCUGCCACACUCGUCGUUUCAGAGCUCGUCUCAGUCCUCGGCCACUCACGCUGCCUUCUACGCCAAACUCAACCGGAGAGAUGGAGCAGGGGGCUGGUCUCCCAUGGUGACAGACCAUGACCCGUGGCUGCAGGUGGACCUCCGGGAGCAGAUGGAGGUGACGGCUGUGGCGACACAGGGACGCUACGACAGCUGGGACUGGGUCAGCAGUUACUUGCUGCUCUACAGUGACACGGGUCGCAUCUGGAAACAGCACAGGCACGAGGACGGGCUAGAGAGGUUUGUCGGGAAUGUCAAUUCAGAGACCGUGGUCCAGAACAAGCUGUCCCACCCGCUGAAGACUCGUUUCCUGCGCUUCGUCCCUCUCGACUGGAACCCCAGCGGGUGGAUGGGUCUGAGAGUGGAGGUGUUCGGAUGCUCCUACAAGUCAUACGUGGCUGAUUUUGAUGGCAGGAGCUCGCUGCUGUAUCGGUUCAACCAGAAGUCCAUGUCAACAGUGAAGGAUGUGAUUUCUCUGCGCUUCAAGAGCCAUCAGGCUGAAGGUGUUUUACUGCAUGGAGAGGGUCAGCGAGGAGAUUACAUCACCCUGGAGCUGCACCGAGGAAAACUGGACCUCUACCUAAACCUAGACGACAGCAGGUCAAAGUUCAGCAGCCGCCGUGUUCCUGUCACCGUGGGCAGCCUGCUGGACGACCAGCACUGGCACUCCGUUCACAUGGAGCGCUUCAACAAACAGGUCAACCUCACGGUGGACUCGCACUCACAGCACUUCCAAACCAAAGGAGACGGACACUCUCUGGAGGUGGACUACGAGCUGAGCUUUGGAGGCAUCCCUCUGCCGGGUAAACCUGGAACGUUUCUGAGGAAGAACUUCAACGGCUGCGUGGAGAACCUCUACUACAACGGCAUCAAUGUUAUAGACCUGGCAAAGAGACGCAAGCCUCAGAUACACAGCGUGGGCAAUGUGACCUUCUCGUGUUCUCCGCCCCAGCUGGUGGCGUGCACCUUCCUGAGCUCCAGCAGCAGCUUCCUGUCGCUUCCGUCUGCUGCUCCUGCCACCGGGGAGUUCUCUGUUCGCUUCCAGUUCAGGACCUGGAACCCGGAGGGGCUCCUGCUCUCUGUGCAGCUCAGCCCAAGUCCUCAGAAACUUGAGCUGCAGAUCAGCAACAGCUGGCUUCACCUGACCCUCCACAGCGCCGGGCGGCAGAGAUCAGAGGUUUCUGCAGGUCGCAGGGUGAACGACGGACUGUGGCACGCUGUGAGCCUCACCUGCAGGAAUCUCCGGAUCAGCCUGACGGUGGACGGCGAGCCGUCCUCCAACGUAGACCUUUGGGAACAAGUCGAAUCAAAAGGCAGCUUCUACUUCGGAGGCUGUCCUCCCAUGGACUGUCAUGUCCACACUCCUGCCUUCCAGGGCUGCAUGCAGCUCAUCUCCAUCAACAACCAGCUGCUGAAUCUCACUCAUGUGCAGCAAGGCUUUCUGGGAAGUUAUAACGAGCUUCAGUUUGAGACAUGCAACAUGAAAGACAGAUGCCUGCCUAACCUGUGUGAACACGGAGCUCGCUGCUCUCAGACGUGGAGCUCCUUCUCCUGCGACUGUUCGGGAACGGGAUACUCUGGAGCAACGUGUCACAACUCCAUUUACGAGUCGUCCUGUGAGACCUACAAGCUAAGUGGCAGCUCCUCGGGCUUCUACUUCAUUGAUCCAGACGGGAGUGGUCCCCUGGGGCCCACACAGGUGUACUGCAACAUGACAGAGAACAAAGUGUGGACGAUCUUGUCCCACAACAGCACAUCUCCAGUCAGAGUCCCCGCCUCCUCUCCUCAGAAACCGUACAACGUGAAGUUCAGCUACAACGCGUCAGCUGAUCAGCUACGUGCCGUCAUCUCUGGGUCCGACCAGUGUCAACAGGAAGUAGUUUACACCUGCAAGAGAUCCAGACUCUUCAACACGAAAGAUGGAAGUCCGCUGUCCUGGUGGCUGGAUCGAGAAGGAGAGAGGCGGAGCUACUGGGGAGGCUUCCUGCCUGGAGUUCAGCAGUGCUCCUGCAGCCUGGAGGAGAACUGCAUGGACAUGAAUUACUUCUGUAACUGUGACGCUGACAGAGACACGUGGGCCAAUGACACGGGGAUCCUCUCCUACAAAGACCACCUUCCAGUGAGCCAGAUCUUUAUUGGAGACACCAACAGGACGGGAUCAGAGGCUGUCUACCACGUUGGUCCUCUGCGUUGUUAUGGAGACAAGUCCAUUUGGAACGCGGCCUCUUUCUACCAGGAGUCUUCCUACCUCUACUUCCCCACCCUGCAGGCAGAGCUGGCCUCUGAUAUCUCCUUUUACUUCAAGACCAGCACUCCCUCUGGAGUGUUUCUGGAGAACCAGGGACUGAAGGACUUCAUCAGACUGGAGCUGAGCUCUCCCUCGGUGGUGACUUUCUCCUUUGAUGUGGGCAACGGUCCGGCGGUCCUGUCCGUGAAGUCCCACCUGCCCCUGAAUGACAGACAGUGGCACUACGUGAGGGCAGAGCGGAACGUGAAGGAGGCCUCCCUGCAGGUGGACCAGCUGCCCCUCCGCUUCCUGGAGGCUCCUGCUGAUGGACACCUUCGCCUGCAGCUCAGCAGCCAGCUGUUUGUGGGAGGAACCGCAUCCCAGCAGAGGGGCUUCCUGGGUUGCAUAAGGUCUCUCACGGUCAACGGCAGGAGCGUCGACCUGGAGGAGAGGGCCAAGAUGACACCAGGAGUGACCUCCGGCUGCCCCGGCUACUGCAGCGGCUCCAGCAGCCUCUGCCACAACCGAGGGCGCUGCAUUGAAAAGAACAAUGGCUACAUCUGUGACUGCUCACAGUCUGCCUACGGAGGGACCACCUGCAACCAAGAGGUGUCCGUGUCCUUCGACAGAGAGUCCUCGGUGACCUACACCUUCCAGGAGCCCUUCUCGGUGAUGCAGAACAGGAGUUCUCAAGUCUCCAGUGUUUCCAAAGACAGCAGGGCCAGAGAGGAUGUGGCCUUCAGCUUCGUCACCUCCCAGAGGCCGUCCAUGCUGCUGACUGUCAGCACCUUCAGCCAGCAGUACAUCGCGGUCAUCCUCACCAGAAACGGGAGUCUUCAGAUCUGGUAUCACCUUCAGACAGACCGGAGUCCAGACGUGUUCGGUCCCGCUCUCGGGAACCUGGCAGACGGCCGUCUUCAUCGGAUCCGGAUGCACAGAGUUGGCAAAAACCUCUACGUUCAGAUCGACCAGGACAUCCACAGAAAGUACACACUGUCAUCUGAUGCAGAGCUGAUCUUAAUCAGAUACUUGACGCUGGGCAAAGUCAUCAGAAUGGAGAACUUGGACGAAGAGGUGAUGAAAGCAGCUUCCAAAGGUUUCAUUGGCUGCCUCUCAUCGGUCCAGUUCAACCACGUCGCUCCGCUGAAGGCAGCGCUGACCAAUAGGGGCAGUUCACUCAUCAGCAUCCGGGGUCCAAUGGUCCAGUCAAACUGUGGAGCUCUGGCUGAGUCCACCUCACACACUCUGCAAGAUCAAGCUGGGAAGGAAGAUAAGGAGCAGCACGGCGGCAGCACCCAGAAGGACUUGGCUGUAAUAGCAGGUGUGGUCACAGCGGUUGUCUUCAUCGCCGUGUGCGCUCUGGCUGUGGUGAGCCGACUCCUUUAUCAACAGCGGCAGGCCCAGAGGAACAGCAGUAUAAAAGAGGAGCACAGACACAGCACAUACACAGACUACAGGACUGAGCUGCACCUCCACAACUCUGUCAGGGACAGCGUGAAGGAGUACUACAUCUGAACACAGCGUGCAGCCUCUGCCACAAACUCUGACAAAGGACUUCUAGGUGGAUGCAUGGCUGUAGUAAGAACACGCCCCGGUGCCCUGGAAGCUCCUGGGGACACUGUGCAUUCCUGCAGCCUACGGUUCCCUCUCUAAAUGCUCCUGUACAAGCUAGUGGCUGAAUCUUUGCAGCUGUUAGUGUGUGUGACGUUGGUGAAAUUGUCAGAAUCAAACUGCUGUGGUUUCUGUCAUUGCAAAAUGUGUAAAGCAUAAGAUGAAUGUCCUGCAGAGAUGGACAGAGGGAAAGCCUGAGCACAGGUAGCAGAAGCUGCUGUCCAUCCUGAAUGCACACGACUCAGUGUUGUGUCUGAACUCCUCCCACCCUCCCAGAGCAGCGGGACUCCUCCCACCCUCCUGGAGCGGCAGGACUCCUCCCACCCUCCCAGAGCGGCGAAACUCUUCCCACCCUCCUGGAGCGGCAGGACUCCUCCCACCCUCCCAGAGCAGCGGGACUCCUCCCACCCUCCUGGAGCAGCAGGACUCCUCCCACCCUCCCGGAGCGGCAGGACUCCUCCCACCCUCCCAGAGCAGCGGGACUCCUCCCACCCUCCUGGAGCAGCCGGACUCCUCCCACCCUCCCGGAGCAGCGGGACUCCUCCCACCCUCCUGGAGCAGCCGGACUCCUCCCACCCUCCCAGAGCAGCGGGACUCCUCCCACCCUCCCACAGCUUUGGGAGCCUCUAAUCUGUUGAUGAGAAUGAGGAGCUGUAGGUUGGGCCUGUAACAUAUGCGUGCAUUUGCUGCUGUUUUUGUUUUGGGUAGUUGUUUUUUUUUGUAGUGAUGGUGGACGCUGAGGUGAUGGGGACAACACUGCCUUUACUGUAUGAGUGCCUACUUUACAUUUGUGUUCGUGGGUUUGAUUCCAUUACAGUAUUUUAUGUUUUCUGCUUUGAUCUGGCUCCAGGCUAAACCUUCUACUUAAGUAGGAGCUUACUGUUGUGUGACCAACACCACGUAAAGUCACCUCUCACCAUCACACCACCCCCUCCUUUUAUCCAGAGCAAAAGGAGACAGUUUCUGUCCUCUGAGUCAUUUCCACUUCACCAGCUGAACGGGGCAGAAAAGGAGACCAGGCAAACUCAAAGCCUCAUUCAUCAAACCCAGAAGGAUCUAAAACAUCUCUGCCAGACCCAGAGAGGUUCUAUAGAGGUGUAUUUAUCUAUGAAAAAAAGUAUUUAACGCCUCUGAUUCCUGCUAAAUGUUCCAGAUUAGACCUGAGUACAAACCUUAGUAAACUGCAGCUUCAGAUUAUUCCAUUUAUCCCCCCAAACCAGCCUGAUUCUGUGUGAAACCUGGCAACGGGCCUGGGAGGCACCAGCUGAUCCCGAGUCAGUGAAGGCUCUCACCACUCUGGAGGAGUUUUGUCCCUCUCUUCUUCCCAGAAUUAUCUCAGAGGGUUCUCCAGCAGAACGCUCUCCUCCAGGAUGCUCUUCUGUAGAGCAGAAUUCAUGGUUCCAUCAGUUACAGCAGGUGGUCCAGUUCCUUACUCAGGUGACCUUUGAUGUUCAUUUGGUUUGUUCAUUUGUAUCAUUGAGGUGAUUAAAAGUCAAACACAGAGCCACAUGAGGGGUUGGGGGUUGAACUCUUCAGCAGCUCUGUAGAGGCCCAAACAUUUACUAGUGUGGAUAAAAUCCUGACAUAAACAAAGUUCAUCAGAUAAAAGCCAUUUUCAGAGGAAUGUUAUUUUAGGCAGGAGACUGGAACAUUUAAAAAGAUCAUGGAAAGACUGAAGUGUGUGACCAAUCCUGAGAUGUAGACAUUAAGCUCAUUAGGAACACCUCCCAGGCUGAAGCCACCAUUGGUGGAAACCAGUCAGCAGUGAUGGUGUUCCAGUUGUUAUUCCGAUGGGAUCAGGACAUAAAUCUGAGGUUUGGCAUGGGGCUUUAGAAGGUAUCGGGUCUGGCAGAUGAGUGAUGCUGACGCUGGAACCACCCUGCUGGUGACACUGGGAGCUGUCACACAGGUGGGCAGUGGACCAGUGAAGUAGGGUUCACAGUAAAUGUUAGGCUGGAGAGGUAGCCAUGGUAACAGGGUGGGGAAACCUCACACUUUUAUGUGCGUGCCAGGAGUCUGACCACGCUGCCUGAAAGUUUUAGUUAUCCAUCCUGGGAGCAACACAUGCAUGAGAGGUCUUCUCGGGGUCAUUAGGAGAAGGUUAGGGGCACCACCACCACCACCAGUAAACCAAAAACCCUUACCUGUUCUAGGCACCUGGCUGGGGACCAGUGCUCAGCCAUGACUCACAAUGCCAGUCAGUCCGGUCCAACGGACCUGAAGAGGUCAACGCCGGUUCUGAUCGCAGUUUGUUUAUGAGGCUGUUCCAAUCCACCAUGAAGCAGCCUCGGUGGUCAUGUGACCUUCACACCUGGACGUCAAUAGAACAAUGCCAUGUUGGGUGUUCAUGUGGAGGUGAUGAGGAACCCGAUGGAACGUUCAGCUGCUUCAGUGAGCAGGGAGAAACACCCUUGUAUACAUCUCACUGUAAUUAGCUGCUUUCCUGUUGUCUGGAGUGCUUCUGGAUGUCCAAACUUCCGUGCUCAGUAACACUAAUGAAUCCCAGUCUAUGUAUGGAAACGGUGACACACACACUUACACACCGUGCGUCAAGCCGUUUGAUAAAUGAGGCUUCAUUCGUGUCUGCGGGUUUGUCUGUGAGGACGUAAACACCUGGAAUACCUGGAGUUUCAGAGAUAAUAGAUGUUGUGUUAAUAUGGAAACACGUGUGACGAGCCACGAACAAACAGAACGCUCUGCAGGAGCUGGUGCUGGUGUUCAGGCAGCAGGGCGGCUCACACCGGGAGCCCCAGGUGCAGCAGAGACGCAGGAACUGGAUUACCUAUCUGCUACAUCACAUGUUCGGGUGGGGAGGGGGCAUUAGGGUGGAAUCACUGCUGCCUUUCUAAGACUGUCGGGCUUGUUUUUCCAGAGAACAAACCAGCAACGCUGGGCUUUGUGCAACCUCCAGAAACAAAUCAGACUAAUCUGCUACCUGACAGGCUGUUUAUCCUCCGUGUGAGCUGCGCCGCUGGUUCUGGGUUUCUCAAGCCAAAUCUUUUUAGGGAUCGUUCACCAGUUGAGAAAAAUCCAAACUGCAUCUGGUCCCUAGACGCAUCAGAAAAUGUUUAAGCGCGGGCGAUGUCAGAGGAAAAUGGUGAAAACAAUCCAGUUUGGCUUGUCUCGCCCUCCUUCUGCUUUCUGUCAACAUCAGCCAUGCGCAGCCAACAGGUACAUGAAGGUAAAGCCCAAAGACGAGCCCGGCCAGUGGCUUCUGCUGUCUCAGCAUCCUGGAGCAAACUUUGUUCUUCUUCCAGGGGCGUGGGGGAGGGGUCUGAGCUUUGGACCGAUGCACUGAUGGACUGGAGCUCCUUGAUGGCUGAAGACACAGGAGACAAGCAUGAUGAGUAGAGACAAAGGGUCCUUCCUGUGCAUGUCCUGCAAGCUCGCCUCAAAAUAUGAUAGUGUGCAGAUUUCCUGUAACAUGAAAUGAAUACAUACCUCUGAGUGUUUAGGUUAUAUAACGUGGUCACUUCUUAAUGAUUUGUAUAGCUGCAGUUUUAUUAAGGAUCUAAUGUAUAGAUGUAUAAUUUAAUAAUAAAAUAGAAUAAAUUGUUGAUUUUUU
Messenger RNA from Nothobranchius furzeri (turquoise killifish), 7709 nucleotides. RefSeq names its product contactin associated protein family member 5a (gene cntnap5a). The record is from RefSeq and is a predicted model, not a curated record. NCBI's taxonomy places the organism in Eukaryota, Metazoa, Chordata, Actinopteri, Cyprinodontiformes, Nothobranchiidae.